This is a messenger RNA of Manis pentadactyla (Chinese pangolin), 1267 nucleotides long. It is a transcript of the gene NNAT, whose product is annotated as neuronatin. The transcript has 3 exons. Bases 532 to 762 code for a protein of 76 amino acids. NCBI's taxonomy places the organism in Eukaryota, Metazoa, Chordata, Mammalia, Pholidota, Manidae. The record is from RefSeq and is a predicted model, not a curated record. Gene Ontology annotation, cellular component: cytoplasm. Gene Ontology annotation, biological process: positive regulation of insulin secretion; brain development.
GGCACCUUUUUGUUCUGCGGGGCAGAUGAUCCCUCUUUAAGUGAGGUUUUCCUGGUUUUCCAUCCGCACCCAAGGUGGUUCUCAUGUGGCACUGGACCCUGGGCUUUAAUUUGCAGCCUAGGACUUGGAGAGAGGGGUUCAGCACCAAGAGGCACGCACCCCCUACUCUCGUGCUAUGCAUUACUCAGAGUUGCAGUUCCACUCCGUUUUACACUAAAAUUCAAAAGCGGGCACAGCACGGAAUCUUCUGGAAAGGGGAUCUCUGGAGGCGGGGGUCGGUGUGGAAAGAGCAGAUGGAUUAUUUUUUCCUCUUCUGGCGAAUGAGGAGCGCCCCCGGCCACCCCUCCUCAUGGACACCCCCCCCAAGCACGCAUGCGCACUUAGGUGGCAGGCGGAUACUUAAAGCACGGCCACCGCGGCUGCGGCAGUGCGCCCAACAGCGGACUCCGAGAGACCAGCGGACCUCGGCAAACCGGUGGCCUCCGGCGGCGCUAGAUCUCAACCACCCACCCACCCACCCCUCUUGGAACCAUGGCGGCAGUGGCGGCAGCCUCGGCUGAACUGCUCAUCAUUGGCUGGUACAUUUUCCGCGUGCUGCUGCAGGUGUUCCUGGAAUGCUGCAUUUACUGGGUAGGAUUCGCUUUUCGAAAUCCUCCAGGGACCCAGCCCAUUGCGAGAAGUGAGGUAUACCUAAGCUGUGGGUCCAAUCAGCUUGCCGCCAUGCAGCCUUCAGCACAGUUGGAAAAGCUCCAGCUGCCCUGACUUGUGGACAAGCUGCACCCGCACCGCCUCUCCUAGUGUUCAGGUACUCCCUGCAGAAGCUGGCGUACACCGUGUCGAGGACCGGGCGGCAGGUGCUGGGAGAGCGUCGGCAGCGAGCCCCCAACUGAGGCCCCAGCCCCCACCCCUGGGCGGCUGUGUCACCAGGUGCUCCUGUGCAAAUCGAUCAGCAUGGGAGCCAGUGCCGCACAGGAAUGGGGGGUCCCCUGUGCCCUCUCGCUAGAGGAGCACCUGCCAAGGUCAGUGAGGGGCUGGUAGGCCCCCGGAGAAGCAGCACCGACGACGACGACAAUGCCAGAUCCCUUCCAAACCCCUCUGCACCUGUCCCACUGUGGGGCCGGGUGGAGGGGGAGGGGUCAUGGGGAGGAGCAGACCCCUGAGAUCUGGGAUAGGCAAUGCAUUCUGAUCUGGACCAAGUCGGGACAGCAACAUCCGAGCCUAGCAGCAACGGCCAUGCCAGCAGGCGCCACCGCAGAGAUCCAGACAA